Messenger RNA from Lytechinus variegatus (green sea urchin), 2194 nucleotides. RefSeq names its product monocarboxylate transporter 12-like. The transcript has 4 exons. Gene Ontology annotation, biological process: transmembrane transport. Lineage: Eukaryota; Metazoa; Echinodermata; Echinoidea; Temnopleuroida; Toxopneustidae. Gene Ontology annotation, molecular function: monocarboxylic acid transmembrane transporter activity. The record is from RefSeq and is a predicted model, not a curated record. The coding region runs from base 278 to 1672 and encodes 464 amino acids.
AUAAAAUGUUGUAUAUUCUAAAAUAAUAGAAUGUAUGCCUUGAAUUGGUGUUCAUAAUUGAUACGGUUUCUUUCAAAACGCGAAGUUAUAAACGUCUGAAAAAAUCCAAACUUUGAACGCGAUUGUCUCGAAAUCAUGUUUUGGAGACCAGCCGAUCGAGGUUUGAGCCAGCUCGUAAACUCACUGACGAAUUGAUGUAGGCCCUAUCUGACAACAGAUCUAACAACAGACCAAAACGUUCGAUGCAUCCUAAUAAACAACCUCCAUUGUGUUCAUAAUGGCGGAAAAGCUGCUUGAAGAUUCUACCGACCCUUGGAAAUAUGCCAUUCUCUUCAGUAAGUUCUUACUUUUCUUCAUCGAUGGCGGGAUCACCAAGUCGUUUGGAGUUCUUCUCCCCGAUGUCGUCGCCCGGUACAACAGUGAUUUCAAGACUGUUGCUUUGGUUUUGGGUCUCCCAAGCACCAUCAUGUUCUUCACCGCCCCAAUCACUAUAUUCUUGAUGAAGAUUAUGACUCUCACGACAAUGGCAACGAUCGGUGGUCUACUGAGUGCAUUGCCAAUCAUCUGCGCUCCUUGGGCUCCAUCUGUCUACAUACUGGGCAUGAUGCUAGCAGUAACAGGUUUUGGCAUGGCCCUCACGUUUUUCCCGCUACUGGUAUCGAUGAACCGCUUCUUUUGCAAGUCUUUCAUCUUUGCAAACACCCUGACCCUCUUUGGGACAACUUGCGGCGCUUUCCUUGUCCCUGUCAUCAUAGAGAGAUCUCUGGAAGCAUAUGGAUACGCUGGAGGGUUUCUGAUCCUUGGCGGUAUUGCUCUCCAUGCUGUGGUUUGUGGUGCCCUUGUCAGGGCGCCUCGGGAAAGGCGACGGGACAACUUCAAUUCCCCCGAUUCCGACAUUGCAGAAAGAGAUUCAUUGAUGGCAGUUCCUGUAUCAGACCAAAGUGAGAUGGAACAAACCCACAGAAGAAAUACGUCAAUAAUCUUACAAGAGACAGUCGAAGAAUCGAGAUCCGAGGAAGACAAGGCGAUGUCGAGUGGCAACGAUUCGUGGUGCUCAUGUGAUUCAUUUUUGGCCCAACUGAAAUCCUUCCUUUUCCUUCAUGAACCCCUCUACAUCGUCAUAGCUCCAGCAAUGGUCCUACAAUGUUUUGUGCAGGUCGGUUGGAUGCUCUUCCUUGUGCCGCACGCGGAAGGAGCGGGAAUCGACCAAUCAAAUGCCGUCUUUCUCUCAAGUAUCGCUGGCAUUAGCGGUAUCUUCGGCCGCAUCCUGUAUUUGAUUCUCCUACACCUUAAACGUGACAAUACCACUAUCUUCUGUUUCGCUUGUGUUAUAUGCGCAAGUUCAUUUUUCCUUGACUUUGUCAGUUCGUCCUAUAUCUUCCUAGCAGGAAUGGCUUCCGUUCAAGGAUUUACAGUCUUCAUAAUUGACUGCUUACCACACGCGAUGAUGAAGAUAUCGAUUCAAAAUGAAGAGAACAUGCCUCGGGCUAUUGCAACAAAUUCAUUUUUAGUUGGGAUAGGUUUCCUAUCCGGAGCUGUGUUAUCAGGUUAUAUCUAUGACGUCACAUCAUCGUUCAGGGUAUUGUUUGCUGUGUACGGUGUGCUUCUCCUGAUUAUUACAAUCAAUCUGAUUAUCUUCAAGCUGAUCGUUCGACGAAAACCUCGUGAAUAGAACAUGACUGCCAAAAGUGACAAAACGCUAUGUUUCUAGAACAUUUACAUCGCUGAAAAUUCUCGUACAGAACAAGGGUUCAUACUGUCGACUAUUGCAACUAAAUCCAAAUGGACGAAGGAGUAAAAUAUCUUACAAAUAUGAUAAAGAUGAUAAAGAUUUUGAUUAGUUCUUCCUUCAUAGGAUGUCAUUGACAUUCCCCGUUGUUCGUAUUAAACAUCACAACUGAAAACGAUUUUUGUUUUCAAAUAAUUUAAAAGCAUUAUCAUCAUUAGUUAAAGUGUGUGAUCUAGUGCGAACUGACUAAUUCCAAUAAAAGUACGUUUUUCAAUUUGUAGUCGUAUAUGUUUGUGAGCAAAAUUAUUUUAAGCACAUUUUUUUUCAUUUUUAAAGAAAAACCACACGUAUUAAUUCAAAAUGUGAGAGUUGAGCCAUCCAGCACCUGACACUUAUCACAUUCUUACCUUCACUGAGCACAGCUUUAAUAAUAAUAAUAAUAAUAAAACAUUCAGCCUUCUUUAA